AUGUCUUCUCCUCGGCCUACCUCUCCCGUCAACUCGCCCCCGGCCUCGGGCGUCAGCACCGGCCGCCCUUCAUCCCCGCCGCCUCCAGGUGGUGCGCGAACUGCGAUCCGCCGCCGAGCGGCUGCUGACCAGAAGGAGAAGAUUGCCAAUGUGCGGCCCAGCAGCACGAGAGCUGCCGGUGCCGGUGGUAGCUCUAGCACCAUGCUGAGGCUCUACACCGACGAGUCUCCCGGCCUGAAGGUCGACCCCGUCGUCGUACUGGUUCUGUCUCUGGUCUUCAUCUUCAGCGUGGUGGCUCUGCACAUCAUUGCCAAGAUCACUCGCAAAUUCUCAAGCUAA
Messenger RNA from Phaeoacremonium minimum UCRPA7, 339 nucleotides. Its product is annotated as putative translocon protein sec61beta protein. NCBI's taxonomy places the organism in Eukaryota, Fungi, Ascomycota, Sordariomycetes, Togniniales, Togniniaceae. The transcript is spliced from 4 exons. The coding region runs from base 1 to 339 and encodes 112 amino acids. Gene Ontology annotation, cellular component: Sec61 translocon complex. Gene Ontology annotation, biological process: intracellular protein transport. The record is from RefSeq and is a predicted model, not a curated record.